Molecule: messenger RNA, 1922 nt
Organism: Sorex fumeus (smoky shrew)
Lineage: Eukaryota; Metazoa; Chordata; Mammalia; Eulipotyphla; Soricidae
Gene: CTH
Product: cystathionine gamma-lyase
Exons: 12
Coding region: 156-1355 (399 amino acids)
Biological process (GO): transsulfuration
Cellular component (GO): cytoplasm
Molecular function (GO): pyridoxal phosphate binding; cystathionine gamma-lyase activity
Source: RefSeq, a predicted model, not a curated record
GGGCGUGGGGUCCGGCUUUUGUGCUCUGGAGCCGGGUGUCGGGGCUACCCCGUGCUCUGCUCCGCCAGAUUCUCCUUUGCUCUUUCUGAGCAAAAAAAAAAAAAAGUCUUUGCUAUUUUGCUUUUUUUCCCUCUCCCUUUCCUUCGCAGCUCAGCAUGCAGAAAAAAGACGCUACCCUGAACGGUUUCCUGCCCAGAUUCCAACAUUUCGCCACGCAGGCCAUCCACGUGGGCCAGGAACCGGAGCAAUGGAACUCUCAGGCUGUAGUGCCCCCCAUCUCAAUGUCCACCACGUUCAAGCAAGGGGCUCCCGGACAGCACUCGGGUUUUGAAUACAGCCGGUCUGGAAACCCUACCAGGAACUGCUUGGAAAAAGCGGUAGCGGCACUUGAUGGAGCCAAGCACUGUUUGGCCUUUGCUUCGGGUUUAGCAGCCACUAUGACCAUUACUCACCUCUUAAAAGCUGGGGACGAAAUUAUUUGUAUGGAUGACGUGUAUGGAGGUACCAACAGGUAUUUCAGAAGAGUGGCAAGUGAAUUUGGAUUAAAGAUUUCUUUUGUUGACUGUUCCAAAAUCAAAUUGCUAGAGGAAGCCAUUACUCCACAAACCAAGCUCGUUUGGAUCGAAACCCCCACCAACCCUAGCUUGAAGCUGAUCGACAUCAAAGCCUGCGCGCAGACCAUCCACAAGCACAAAGAUGUCAUCAUGGUCGUGGAUAACACUUUCAUGUCGGCGUAUUUCCAGCGGCCUUUGGCUCUGGGAGCUGAUAUCUGUAUGUAUUCAGCAACAAAAUACAUGAAUGGCCACAGUGAUGUUGUCAUGGGCUUAGUGUCUCUCAAUUCUGACACCCUCCAUGAAAAGCUCCGUUUUUUGCAAAAUUCAAUCGGCGCCGUCCCGUCCCCUAUGGACUGUUUCCUCUGCAAUAGGGGUCUGAAGACUCUUCAAGUCCGUAUGGAGAAGCAUUUUGAAAACGGAAUGGCCGUCGCCCACUUUCUGGAGUCACAUCCUCUGGUGGAGAAGGUUAUCUAUCCUGGGCUCCCCUCACAUCCGCAGCACGAGCUGGCCAAGCGCCAGUGCACGGGGUGCCCGGGGAUGAUCACCUUCUACAUUAAGGGCACCCUGCAGCACGCCGAGAACUUCCUCAAGAACCUAAAGUUAUUUACCCUGGCUGAGAGCUUGGGCGGAUAUGAGAGUCUUGCUGAACUUCCGGCCAUCAUGACCCAUGCCUCGGUUCCUAAGAGUGACAGAGAGGUCCUGGGCAUUAGCGACACGCUGAUUCGACUCUCUGUGGGCUUAGAAGAUCAAGUCGACCUCCUGGAAGAUAUAGACCAAGCUUUGAAGAAAGCCCACUCUUAAAAUGCAAGUUGCGACCAGCAUUCCAACACCGGGAUUAGCAGCUGCUUCCUGAGAUGGGCAAAUCUUCGGAAUAAUUCAGCCACUCAGGAGACAUCAAGGAAUUUUCGAGAGAAAAAUUUUAAGGCCUCGCAUUACCUUUGAUAACUGUCAUCUUCCAGGGAUCAGUCCUUGUUAAAAAAAAAAAAGUUUCCCCUUUCUCUUCUUGUGAUUAAUAGGCCAAUUGUGUUGAUAUCUUUUCAUUACUCUUGCAGUCUGUUUCCCUCUGAAGAGGUGAGAUUUGUACUACUCUGAGGCAGGGGACAAUGUUUUUUUCACUGAUAAAGAUUUGUAAUGAUCAUGUUGAUAAUGUAAUAGCUAAUUCUCCUGUUUUCUGAAAAGUGUAAAUUAUUUGAUGAAUGUUUUGAAAUCAGUACUGUUUUUAAAAGGUUUUUUAAACAGGACUCAAAACUGUGGUUUACACUUACAAACCAAAAAAUCAAAUACUUGAGAAGUCUGUUGUAAAAUUGUACUGAUUAAAGGUUGUACAUAAAUUUAAAAAAAUUUAAGAAUAAAGGUGAUUAGCACGUA